CACUAUAUUUCCUUUUGUGUCUUACUGAGAUAUGCACACAGGAAAUCCAAAAUUGCUACAAGUUUAAAAAUAGGAACCUCUCCUGCAAAUUUAGUCUAAUCGCUCUGAAACAGCACAAGGACUAUCUGCUCUGAUGCAAAGGAACUUUAUCCACAAGCUAAACAUGACCACAGCUUUCUCUGUUUGUGACACUGUGAAGUAGCGUUGGAUAUGAAGACUAAGGUGCUUUAUACAAACCUUCUCCAAAUAAUAUUUAUUGGUCUGAGCCUCGUUACCAUUAUUUACGUGCGUGUGGUUACAGCCGGUGCGUCUCAGUCUGUCUACGCUGGCAAUACGGCUGUUCUAAACUGUGACGGUGAUCCUGGGGAUUCUUUAAUAAUGUUUACUUGGAAGGUCUUUCUGCAGAAUGGCUCUAUAUGUACGUUGUCUUUCAUUGUAGACAAUGACACAUACAAUGGCUGCAGUAACAGGAUACAGAUGAACAGGAAUAUGUCCCUCAUAAUACAUAAUAGUAAAAUAACUGAUGAAGGGAAUUACACUUGUGAAAUUGUAAAUGCUGUAGGGACGAUCAUUAACACAACCAUCUUAAGGAUAUUAGUUCAGCCUUGUGUGACCUUGAAGAGUAAAAGAGAUGGAACUGCUCACUGUGAGGCUAUUGGGGGGUAUCCAGCUGCAAAGAUCACCUGGAUCCCAGAAUCAGACGGUUUAAUCACUACAGAUAAAGUUCUACAGCCGGAUAAGUCCUGGACAAUAAUCAGCACUUACAGACCAAAGUAUCCCAAUGUCACUGAAGUCACCUGUGUGGUCUCACACCCAACGUUUGCACACCCACAAAACAGAUCUGUUGCAAUAUCUAACUCUGGUGGAAACACAGAAUUAUUGGUGCUACUCAUUCCCAUCAUUGGUGUGCUAACUAUAGGAUUAAUAUUGUAUUGCAAGAGGUCAAAAAUCAGAUUUUUCAGGCAUAAUGUCAAAGGCUCUGCAGCAGAAUCAGCCCAAAGUCCUAGUGAGCAGAAUAAAGAAGACGUAGAGCCGUAUGCCAGCUUCACACAGAAAGUCAACACCAUUUACAGUACAGCAUCUAUGAUCCCACCGCAAUGAAAGGCACCAAAUGGAAUACAAAUAUACUGUAUUUAAGAAAAGUCGUCCUAUGGAUUCUAAUUUUAAUGAAAGUUGAUGACUUUUAAGCACAUUAAAAGAGACAUUUACUUGAAAACUCUAAAAUUAAAACAUGGAAAAAAAAAUGUAUAUUUACAAUCUGUGUACAUGGAUUAAUGGUGACUGUAGUUUAAAGUGAUGUUUGCAAUAGUCGCUAACUAUUUCUUUUAAUUUAUAAUCUAUCGGUAGAUUAAAUUAUAAAUUUACUGAUCCGUUGCUUCAAGCUUAAACUCCGCCACUUCUACUUGUUUGUAUUUCCACUGUUAUUUAGAUAGCGGUCCCACCCACUCUCUAAUUAUUAAUUACGCGAUCAUGACCUUUGCUAAAUUCAUCACACAUAUGACUCUUUGCAACCCAUCCGGCUGUGAUAUAAACAAUGAGUCAUGCGAAUCAUUGUUUACCUACUGAGCCGUGAAUAGCAAGCUUGCCGACUUGCAUAUGCGCAAUGCUGCUAUUUACACUUCGGAGAAUACAAUGGAUCACUCAAUUGAUUCAUUGUAUAUCUCUGGAACCGUGUGAGCUGAACAUUGUUUGGAUUUGCUGCCUAUGUCCGAGAACGUGAUUCCCCAUUCACAAAGAGCAAAAUAAAACUUUAUAAUGAA
Molecule: messenger RNA, 1760 nt
Organism: Bombina bombina (fire-bellied toad)
Lineage: Eukaryota; Metazoa; Chordata; Amphibia; Anura; Bombinatoridae
Product: cell surface glycoprotein CD200 receptor 1-A
Exons: 6
Coding region: 211-1101 (296 amino acids)
Biological process (GO): regulation of neuroinflammatory response
Cellular component (GO): external side of plasma membrane
Molecular function (GO): signaling receptor activity
Source: RefSeq, a predicted model, not a curated record